GUUGAAGUCAUGGGCUUAAGAUUUUAACCUAAUUUGUGUUUAACUCUCUUAAGUGUGAUGGAACAUAAGUCCAUUAAAACCAAAGGGGAAUGAUUUCUCUUCAAAGGCUCUUGGCAUGUUGUUCUGGCAUAAACAUAACAUUGAGAAGUCCCUUGCUGAUCUCCCUAAUUUCACUCCCUUUCCGGAUGAGUGGACAGUGGAAGAUAAAGUCCUGUUUGAACAAGCCUUUAGUUUUCAUGGGAAGAGCUUUCACAGGAUUCAGCAAAUGCUUCCAGAUAAGACAAUUGCUAGCCUUGUAAAAUAUUACUAUUCCUGGAAAAAAACUCGAUCCAGGACAAGCUUGAUGGAUCGCCAGGCUCGUAAACUAGCCAAUAGACAUAAUCAGGGUGACAGUGAUGAUGAUGUGGAAGAAACACACCCAAUGGAUGGAAAUGAUAGUGAUUAUGAUCCAAAAAAAGAAGCCAAGAAAGAGGGUAAUACUGAGCAACCUGUCCAAACCAGCAAGAUUGGACUUGGAAGAAGAGAGUAUCAGAGUUUACAACACCGCCAUCAUUCUCAGCGAUCUAAAUGCCGUCCCCCUAAGGGCAUGUAUUUAACCCAGGAAGAUGUGGUAGCUGUUUCCUGUAGUCCCAAUGCAGCCAACACCAUCCUGCGGCAACUGGACAUGGAGCUGAUCUCUUUAAAGCGUCAGGUUCAGAAUGCUAAACAAGUAAACAGUGCACUUAAACAGAAAAUGGAAGGUGGAAUUGAAGAAUUCAAACCUCCUGAGGUAUAUUAUUGA
This is a messenger RNA of Mustela erminea (ermine), 781 nucleotides long. RefSeq names its product REST corepressor 3. The record is from RefSeq and is a predicted model, not a curated record. Lineage: Eukaryota; Metazoa; Chordata; Mammalia; Carnivora; Mustelidae. Gene Ontology annotation, cellular component: transcription regulator complex; histone deacetylase complex. Bases 116 to 781 code for a protein of 221 amino acids. Gene Ontology annotation, biological process: negative regulation of DNA-templated transcription; regulation of transcription by RNA polymerase II. Gene Ontology annotation, molecular function: transcription corepressor activity. The transcript is spliced from 5 exons.